Messenger RNA from Hyaena hyaena (striped hyena), 1703 nucleotides. RefSeq names its product C-X-C chemokine receptor type 2-like. Gene Ontology annotation, cellular component: membrane. Bases 59 to 1153 code for a protein of 364 amino acids. NCBI's taxonomy places the organism in Eukaryota, Metazoa, Chordata, Mammalia, Carnivora, Hyaenidae. The transcript has 2 exons. Gene Ontology annotation, biological process: neutrophil chemotaxis; G protein-coupled receptor signaling pathway; immune response. The record is from RefSeq and is a predicted model, not a curated record. Gene Ontology annotation, molecular function: interleukin-8 binding; C-X-C chemokine receptor activity.
ACUGUUAAGUCACUCUGAUCUCUGAGCUCCAGGCUCUUACAGUUGGACACACCUUGCAAUGCCUCAGAAAGAUUCCAUGACUUUCUUCAUGGAAAAUUAUUGGAAUAGUAUGGACUGGCAGGAUUGGAUGGAUGAUGAGUUUGCAAAUUUCACCGGCACACCACCCACAGAAGAAUAUAGUCCCUGUAGGAUAGACACUGAAACACUCAACAAGUAUGCCGUGGUGGUCAUCUAUGCCCUGGUCUUCAUGCUGAGCCUGCUGGGAAACGCCUUAGUGAUCCUGGUUGUCUUAUACAGUCGGGUCGGCCGCUCUGUCACUGAUGUCUACCUGCUGAACCUGGCCAUAGCCGACUUGCUCUUUGCCCUGACCUUGCCUAUCUGGGCUGCCUCCAAGGCAAAGGGCUGGAUCUUUGGCACACCCCUGUGCAAGGUGGUCUCUUUUCUGAAGGAAAUCAACUUCUACAGAAGAAUAUUACUACUGGCCUGCAUCAGCGUGGACCGCUACCUGGCCAUAGUCCAUGCCACACGCACAAUGACCCAGAAGCGGCACUGGGUCAAGUUCAUAUGCAUAGGCAUCUGGGCCCUGUCCCUGAUCCUCUCCCUGCCCAUCUUCAUCUUCCGAAAGGCCAUCAAACCACCCUAUUCCAACCCAGACUGCUAUGAGGACCUGGGUGCCAAUACUACAAAAUGGCGGAUGGUGAUGAGGGUCCUGCCCCAGACCUUCGGCUUCCUCCUGCCCUUGUUGAUCAUGCUGUUUUGCUAUGGACUCACCCUGCGCACGCUGUUUGAGGCCCACAUGGGGCAGAAACACCGGGCCAUGAGGGUCAUCUUUGCUGUCGUGCUCGUCUUCUUGCUCUGCUGGCUGCCCUACAACCUGGUCCUGGUGGCAGACACCCUCAUGAGGCUCCGGGUGAUCAAGGAGACGUGUGAGCGCCGCAGUGACAUUGGCCGGGCCCUGGAUGCCACCGAGAUUCUGGGCUUCUUCCACAGCUGCCUCAAUCCCCUCAUCUAUGCCUUCAUUGGUCAGAAGUUUCGCCAUGGACUCCUCAAGAUCAUGGCCAUCCAUGGGCUCAUCAGCAAGGAGCACUUGUCCAAGGACGGCAGGCCUUCCUUCGUUGGCUCUUCUUCAGGGAACACUUCUACUACCUUCUGAGCCCCUGCCCCUGUUGCAGCCCCUCAGGGCUCCUGCCUGGCCCUCAGCACCCCAUUCCAAACCUCAUGCCCAGUAUCAAGGCAGCCUCCAUAUCAAGGCAGCCUCUGUUGUGGUUACAAGAAGUUACUGGGCCAUGUCCUUGUCAGACCCCCAUUGCAUGGUUUAGAAAACCUGCCCUGGGGGCCCCUCCCCUUACUGUAGUUGCUAUGUCAGCAGCUAGAGCUCAGUCCAUCCUACCACUGAGCCUAUAGCACUCUGGUCUCAGAGACACUUAGAGACAUUUAAAAGACAUUCUUUUUAAGUGACUACAGAAAGUUCCCACCAUUGGGAGCCAUUAGUGGCAAAUGGCAUUAGUUGCUGCCCCAACUCUCCCUUUCUUGCCUGUCAGCAAAGUCCACUUCCCUCGAGAGAGGCCAAAAAAGCCAGGUACUUCCUUUCUAAGACUCCCUUAUGCUGGGAGUGGACUUAUCAUUCACUUCUGACUAAUAAGAUUCAAGGGCAAUAGUGUGCCGGUCAAUCAUUCUGGGGAAAAAAGUCCUGACUUGUAGCA